AUUUUAGUCAAAGAAGUCGACAGCUUCGAGUAGAUUAAGCAAUAUGAGAAAGAUGAUCACCAGACUCACCAGUCAAAAAUCUGUCAGGAUCCAAACUAUGGCAGAUAAAGUUUUAAAAGGGAGUAAAACUUCUGGAAAGCUGUUUGAAAAAUAAUACUGAAGAGCUCAUUUCCUUCCUGAAGAUUGUCUUCUCGAAAGUGCUCUGUAAAGAUGAUCUUCCUUUGGUACUUGAAGAGUGGAUUAUGGAACUCCAAAAUUUCAGAGAAAUGAACUACUUGUGUCCUGACGACCAGAUGGAAGAUGCAUAUCUAAAGAUAAUUGCCUUCAUCUGCGAAACUUAUAAGUUUAUCAGAGAGAUCAUCUUUAAUGAUUCUAGAAUUUCGUUCAUCUAUUUGUAUCUCAGUGUAAUAGAAAAGAGCUUUAUCUAUGCUGUUGUUGAUUGAAUUAAGCUCGUAGCAGUCCAUGAAACUUCUAAUUUACUAUUUAAAAACUUGAUCAGCUCCAUACAAGAGUUAAAAUAAAGAUAAUGAAGUGAUUACUGACCAGAAAUGAGUCGACAAGUUAGAAAGCAACAUGAAAAUUGUAAAAUCCGAAAUUGAGGUAAGUAACCUCCUCCAACUUCCUGGGUCCAAUUUCCCCUCUCUUCCCUUAAAAUCCCUCCUAUCCCUUCUAUCCCCUCUCCUUCACCUCCCUUAUCACAUAUUCCAGAAGCGUGAAGAGCUGAUGUCCAACUACAUUUUCAGAUAUGGGGAUGACUCCAAUACGUACGUUAAGAAGAGAGAGAACAAGAAGGAAAUGGAGGAAGACAUGUAUGCGCUUAUGGCUGGAGAUGAUGAUAGAACUAAUCUUGAUAUGAGCCAGCCAUCGUAUCUUAGUGGAGACAGCAGUUUGAUUUAGUG
Molecule: messenger RNA, 899 nt
Organism: Moneuplotes crassus
Lineage: Eukaryota; Ciliophora; Spirotrichea; Euplotida; Euplotidae
Source: the annotation of a GenBank genome assembly